Phytomonas sp. Hart1 is the source of this 417-nucleotide messenger RNA. The record is from the annotation of a GenBank genome assembly. Lineage: Eukaryota; Euglenozoa; Kinetoplastea; Trypanosomatida; Trypanosomatidae.
AUGGUAAGGCGAUAUCGAUCACGUAUACUGGGCGAAGCCAACGACACGGGUUACGGCUGCGCGUUUUGCAGCACACAUCUAUGCUUGGAUUCGGACGUUCUAUCUCGCCAUUUUCACGGAAAACAUGGCAAAGCAUAUCUUGUGGAUCGUUGUGAAAAUUAUUACGCAGGACCUCCCGAGCAAAAAGAGCUAAUAACCGGCACGCAUAUUGUUCGCGAUGUUUUUUGCACUUUCUGCGAUAAAAAUAUUGGCUGGAGCUAUGACUUUGCACACGACGAAAAAGAGCGGUAUAAAGUUCAUCGCUUUGUUUUAGAGUACAAGCUCAUACGAGCCGUUACCUCGAGCCCCUUGUAUGGCUACCUUGGGGCGGGAUCUUCGCUACAUGUCAACCUGCGACUCCCGAUCAUGGGUGAAUAG